GCAGGUCUCACAGCAACAGAAUUCUGCGAAACGUUGCUGUUGUAUGAGUGCUCUAAGCUCUAACCGUUGAUAACUGACCGGAAAAUAAAGAGUUUAUCAGUACAGAGGAUCGUUUUUAACCGCCCAAAUAAUGUGAUCAGCGAUGCAUCAAUCCGCACAUUGAUCGUCGUUAAUACCUGUGUACACAAGCCACCAUGUAUCACGGUAUUUUCGAAAACAUUGAAGAGGUCCAGAAUAUCCUAGCCUCCUAUAGUCUUGAACCCGUUGAUGGAAAUCGCAUUUUCGAACUACUCGAAGCUUACAAAACAACCGAAGCAGUCGUCAAAAUACUUUUGAAAUCGCGGAGCCGGCCAGAACCUGAUUUGGUAAUUAACCCCUGGGCCAUAACGGCGGGCACCUCGACCCAGCGUGAAGAUCGUCGCACUCGAAUUUGUCCCUCCCCCCCAACUGAGAUUGAUAUCACAUAUUCAAGCGACGACGUACAAGUCAUUGAGCACAGAAUUGCUCGCCCUGUACUUCUGGACAACGACUUGAGCGAGCCGGUAGUACUAGACCUUGAAAACUGUCAGAUCAACGUAGACAUGCCGCAGGUUAUAAAUCGUGAACUAGAAAUAUUGCAGAGCACUGAGGCUGCUGCAGCGAUAUCAAAGAACACCAACGAUGACCAAAAAAGAUCCAAAAUGACCAAAGACAUAGUUGACAAUUUGAAAAAAAUAGCUAAUUAUCGGGGGGAGAAAUCAGAUGUUGUAGAGAUCGGAGCACCGAAACAAGCUGCUGAGGAGAUGCAAAUAGAAAAGGUAGAUGACCUUCCCGCUGGUCCAGCUAAAUCUGUUCUGGAUCCCACCAAAGACGGCGCUGCUGAAACAGGAACACGAAAAGAAGGUGUCAUCGACAGUUCAAAAGACAUAUUGGAAAGCAGGACUGACGAAAUGGAUGAAAACAAUUCAGACUCAGAUUCUGAGGUCGAGAUGGACGAUGAUUAUUAUAGAACAGUUGAAUUAGAAGAUUCUGAAGGAUUUGCAGAGACAGAUGAAAAGUUAUCGAUACCUCCUGAUUCAAUUUUGAGACUGAGCGAUGAAGCCGUGUUUCCGAAUUUCCAGAACCAAAAUACCGAGGCAUCGAAUUUCGGACAGGGUGAAAAUCGUAUGGAGGAAAUGCUUGAGGAGAAUAACAAUGACCCGAAUAAUAACUUGGAAGAUAGUGAAGUUCUCGAUCAAAACAUUACUGCUUCUGCAGUAGCAUGUAAUUCGGUAGCUCCUGAAAGAGAUGUGAUCGAGGAAAAGUCAAGCAGUCCAAGACCUGGGUGCAGCAAAGAUUCGUAUUACACAGAUUUCGAUGCUCGCAUGACCCAAGUAUCCAAUGAUAAAGCAGAUAUCAAUCCCACCAAGUCGAUGAGUGAGAAGUUGACAAUGAAGAAGACAUCAGAAGCGUACAAAGAGAACGAUUUACCUGUUGCAAAUAAUACGUCACAUAAUGAUGCUAAGAUGAUCGAUGAUUUGAAUUUGAUAAAAACUGUUCUACCUGGUUUUACUGAGGAGGAGAUAAUGUUGCUUUUGAUUAAUAAUAUAGAAGCUAGCAAUAGAGUUCAAUUAGUGCUCUGGGAUUUGCUGCCAGAUGAAAGACCACUGCCAAUUUUGUGUACGAAACGCAAACUGAAGGAGGAUAACAAUCCGUCUCCUAUUAAGAAGUUCUUACAGGACGAAUUGAUUUGCAAUAAAGAAAUCAAGGAGAUGACCGCUACUUCAACGAAAGCACCAAAAACAGAAUUAAUGGACCUACAAAGAAACGGGAUAGUGAAACCAGCCAAACUAAAACUUCUUGAUGCUCCAAAAUGCAUUGUGCAACCAGCAAAGCUAGGAUGUGUGAAUUCUAGCUCACAUCCACGGAUGCAGCAGCAUUCAAUGCCGAAACCUGGCGUCACCUUGAAACCCAGCAAACUCAACCAUUUAAAAGUCCAAGCACAAGAUGAACAAGCUAAAAAACGAAAAACUUUAAUUGAUGAAUUCGAAAAUUUGACAAAAACCUUCUUUCCAAAUUAUGAUGACCCAGCAACUAGUAGUAGCAAAAGUAUUGGCACUAUACCAAAGCAACGUCCAGAAACAAAAUCUAGAGCGUUGGAAGACCAGAAUGAUUUGAGGAAAAUAAAGGCUGUAGCUGAAAUGCCGGCUACUACAACGAACUCUAAAAUAAAAGAAGUAUUCCAUAAUCACAACGAUGCCAACUUCUAUGAUCAUAGCGUAAAGUCCCUAAGUCACGUUCGUCCUGAACCCGAACCUGACCUUAGAAUGUUUCCUCCAGCACCCAAACUGAAGAGCAAUGAUCGUCAGGUGAAUGCUACCUUACCGCCGAAAGCUGAGAGUAGGAAAACACAGCUGCCACAAACGGUACUGCCUCAGGGAAAUCUUGUAAUGGAGAUGCUUCAAGAAGUUGAACUUUCGCUGAAAAAAGCAGCAAUAUUGCAGAAGCCGGCAGAUUUGGUAGUACGCACCCAUCAUCUGACAAAUGAACAAAGAAAGCCUCAAGUUUUUCUACCUGCCGGAGGUCCUGACGUGCCAAGCAUAAUUUCUAUGUCUAACAACAUUCUGGGAGCAACAGUUGGAGCGGAAAGAGUCGAACCUGCUAUCAGGGUUCGUCAAGUUGAGAAACCUGAUGUUCAACCACGGAAGGAGCUGUUCAAUCCAUUGAUCAACAUUUUUCCAGACGUCGAUCCGAACCACAUUGCGGAUUUGUGUAAUGAGGCUAAAGCAAAGAAUCAGAACUUGGAAUACCUCGUUGAAAUCCUGCUGGUGAAUGGCUUCAGACAUCCUCGCAUUGUCAAUCCUGAUCCAGAGCCACAGGAGUUGAAUCCUGAUACUCAAUACGAAAAUCUUCAGGGAAUAUUUCCUGACGCUCACCCAGAGUAUUUGAGAGACAUAGCAGAAAGAUACUAUAAUGAUCCUGAGGCGAUGAAAAAUUUUGUCCAGGCUAAACUUGAAGUACCCGAUUAUCCGACAAUGGCUGAUUAUCGAAAGAAAAUGAAAAUUACUGAACAAAUACGGCAGUACACCGAGGAUUUUUGCGUGAAAAAAUUUCUUCAGAUAUUUCCAGACCCCUUUGCUCAUUUUGAGAAUCCUAAACGAAUUUAUAAAUACAACGUCAUCGCCUUCGAGUUUUUGAAAUCUCUUUUCAGAUUAAACAAGGUUGCCACAAUACAGAGAGUAUACAAAUCUCCAAAGCAUCCACAUCACGUGAGUUUGGCUGCCAAAGAACUUACAAGCAUAGGCCCGGAUAUGAAGACCAAAAGGGGUGACAAACUAAUUCCUACCGAAGAUAUUCCACUGCUGCAAGAGUUUGCUUUCAUACGUCACAAGAUAGUGAUAAAGGAGUACAUGAAGGAACAAAAACGGCAAGAGAAGGAGGAGUUCAAAAGACUGAAGGCAAGACACAAGCUUUUGGAAUGUCAAUGUUGCUUCGACGCAGAGUGCAUGCCGUCAAAGUGUUUGAAAUGCAGCGAUGGGCACAUAUUUUGUAAAUCUUGCAUCAAGCUCGGAUCGGUGACUAAAAUAGGUGAAGGACAAACGCACUUCCCAUGUUUCAUGGAGUGCAAGGGUGAAUUCACGCUGCCGGUUCUUCAGAAAGUCCUAGAGCCGACCAUGUUUAGUAUACUGCUUCGAAAGCGGCAGGAAGAGGAAGUCAAGGCCGCAGGAUUGGAAGGGUUGAUCUCCUGCCCAUUCUGCCAUUUUGCUUCCAUACCACCGCCUGAAGACAAAGUUUUCAAAUGCCUGAACCCUGAGUGUAUGAAAGAAACCUGUCGGCUCUGCAAGGAGCUAAAUCACGUACCUCUGCGCUGUAACGAAGUAACUAAAGGCGAGGAGGCCAGGCAUUAUCUGGAAGAGAAAAUGACGGAGGCAUUAGUCCGGAAGUGUUACAAAUGCAGCCGUCCAUUUUUCAAGGAUGAAGGAUGCAACAAGAUGACCUGUCCAUGUGGAGCGAUGACCUGUUACAUAUGCGGAGAGCCUGUCAAAGACUACAAACACUUUAAUGGACAAGGUUCCGAUCGUACCGAUCUCUGCCCACUGUGGAGUGAUAACAAAGUGUUGAACGCAGAGACUGUUAUCGUGGUUGCCAAAGCUGCGGAAAAAGAAAUUUUGAAAAAAAAUCCACUCUUAAAAAUCGACGCAAAAGCGCUGAUGCCUAAUUUGCCGCAAGCUUCUAAGGGGCCCCAUCAAGAUAUAGCCAACGGUCAUAUUCUGCCGGUACACAUCAGAAGAACGUGAUCCCAGCAGAAAUAGUCGGCAACAAGAGAUCGGAAGAGCUUCGCGU
Molecule: messenger RNA, 4302 nt
Organism: Diprion similis
Lineage: Eukaryota; Metazoa; Arthropoda; Insecta; Hymenoptera; Diprionidae
Exons: 9
Coding region: 195-4256 (1353 amino acids)
Source: RefSeq, a predicted model, not a curated record